GAAUUUAAGGAAGCCCACUUGCGCUCUCAUUCACGCUUCGAAACGGCGUUCGUACUCCCCAUUUACACGACGAGCAUCGCCGUUCCCGACUGAAGAAAAGAUUGACGCAGCAGCUAUUCCGAGUUCACAACAAGAUCUCUCCGCCAUCGUCUCUCUCAUACGCCGCAACAUGUCUCAGGUUGAUAGCAGGAAUUCCUCUGCAGCCAAACGUGCUAGAACUGAUGGUAGCCGAAGGGAAGAUGAUUGGACUUGUCCUAGUUGUGGGAACGUCAAUUUUUCAUUUAGAACAACUUGCAAUAUGCGCAACUGUACUCAGCCACGUCCUGCUGAUCAUAAUUCGAAAUCUGCUGCCAAGCCCGUUCAAGCUCCUCAGGGUUACUCCUAUUCUGCUCCUUACAUGGGUUCGGGUGCACCCUCUUCAAUGUAUCCUGGUGUACCACCUUAUGGUUCUUCUAUAUUCAACGGUUCAUCUAUACCUCCCUAUGAUGUGCCAUUUUCUGGGGGAUCAGCAUACCAUUACAACUAUGGCAGCCGGUUUUCUGCAGGCAGCCCCUACAGACCGUUGCAUUUAUCUGGGCCUGCACCUUAUUCGAGUGGAUCUAUGAUGGGAAACAGUGCAGUGUAUGGUAUUCCCCCGAUAAUGGAUCGCUAUGGCAUGGCUUUGCCAAUGGGCCCUGGUGCCAUGGGUCCCAGGCCAGGUUUUUUUCCAGAUGAAAUGUCUCAGAAGAAGGGUGCAGACACUACUCGCGACAAUGAUUGGGCAUGCCCAAAAUGUGGAAAUAUCAACUUCUCAUUUAGAACUGUUUGUAACAUGAGGAAGUGCAAUACACCAAAGCCUGGGUCACAGGCUUCCAAAAAUGACAAAAGCUCUAAACAAAAGACUCCAGAGGGUAGCUGGAAGUGUGAGAAAUGUAACAACAUAAAUUAUCCAUUCAGAACCAAGUGCAAUAGACAAAAUUGUGGAGCAGACAAGCCAGCGGAAUCAGAGAAAUCCCCAUCACCGGCACAGGAAGAAAAUGAUCAGGUCUGUUGUAUGAGUUUAUGUAUCUCUGUGUGUUGUUUGCAAUUGCUUGUGCUUUUGUUCAUAUAUGUAUGCAUUAUAAAGUGGAUUCGAUACAAUUUAAUUAACAAGAUAAUGAAUGAAUCACAUGAAAAAGGGAACCGGAACCCUUUCGGUAUGUUGUCUGUGGUACUGGUGCUUUCGUUGUGUAUACCCAUUUCUUUUUUUUCAUUUUUCUUUUCUUGAUUCUGUUUUGUUUUUUCCCAAUUCAUGCAUUAAUUUGUCAUUGUGUGUACUGUUCCAGUGAGUUCUAGAACAUGUUUGAGGGUUGAGAAGGUCCAGAUUUAUCUUCCAGCGUUGCUCAAUAUGGGUGUCUGAAAGUCAGUCUUGUCGUCCUCAUGUUGCAGCAGUUGUCAAGUCGGUCUACCUCUCUUGAUCCGUGUCAAGUUGUAUUAACUCAAUUUUUAGUGGUACUGGUCUUUUCACUCAAUUUAAUGCACUAUAUAAUACAUAUAUGAUCUGGCAAAAGAUUUAAUGGUUGGUUUCUGAUAUUAGGGAACAUUGAAUCCACUUUUUUAGUCUAGUGGGCCUGUUAAUUUGUGCACUAAAAUAUGUUAUGAGUAGACUAAACUGUGCCCUUUUGGGUUACGGUUUGAUGUCUUCA
Molecule: messenger RNA, 1664 nt
Organism: Cucumis melo (muskmelon)
Lineage: Eukaryota; Viridiplantae; Streptophyta; Magnoliopsida; Cucurbitales; Cucurbitaceae
Product: ranBP2-type zinc finger protein At1g67325
Exons: 9
Coding region: 170-1246 (358 amino acids)
Source: RefSeq, a predicted model, not a curated record